AUUCCCGUUGUGGAGACUGGGGAGCUCGCCUGCAUUCAGAUGGCUCAGAGGACGCUUUCCCGAUAAGGAAUGUAGGGCAAUUAACAGCAGCAGCCUGGAGGAUACGGGUUAACAAAGAAAAGGAGAAAGGAAGUUCAACUGCUGACACUUAACCCAUAUAACAUACUACUGUGCAUUUAGACCGCUCUGUAGUGUGAUCGUUGCAGUGCCUCUGCAGGCCUCGCUGAAAAUCAUUCCUCUGACAGGGUCCCUGGCCUCCAACAGAACUCCACAAGGUCCUUCCUGUCAGCAUUCCAACACACCACAAGUCAGAUUACAGUACAUGUGUAACCACAUUGAAACAUCAGUUCCAGGUUUCUUUUCACGCAUAAGAGACGAAGCACAAAGCAAAGAGAAAAGACAAAGGAAUCUGACCUCUAAUGAUUUGGAAGAAGGCCACAUGGAGUACACACACCUGCAGUUUUCAGAAAGAGAGAGAGGAAGACGGAGAGGGGAGAGAGAUAACAGCAAAGUGAGGAGAGAGAAAGAGGGAGGAGCAAACAGAGUAAAAAGAAACGGAGGCGGAGGAGGCUCCCACUCAUCAGUAAGUAGCUUUCAGAAGAAGCAGCGAGAGAGGAGCUGAGCAGAUGAAAUCAGCAACAGAAGAAAGUCAAAGAAAAACAAGGCGGUAAAGAAGACCAACAUUUUGUCAGAGACCAGUUGGUGUCCAAACAGAACAGUGUGAGCUGAGGACUGACAUCAUGGCUGACAAUGUGAACGAGGAGUUGGAUUAUAUCCCCGGGAAAGAUGAACUGGACUGGGGCUAUGAGGAAGAUCACGUGCGACUCGCUCUGUUCUUCACUUCGGAUAAAAGCUGACGGGCUCAUUCUGCUGGAGGUUGAAGCAGCGAGCUCCCGACGUUCAUACCUGCAAGGUGUGAAAACAGGAUCAGGUCUGAAAGACUGAGAGGAGAGGAGGCGAGACGCUGAAAGAAAGGACCCGAGGCCACGAAAGGACCGAUUUACACACUCGCAAAACACGUUUCCAAACCUUUAACGCACGGAUCAGUGCGACUCAAAAAGUAUGACUCAAGAUUUUCAGACAUUAAAAACUUUUUGCAUUGUAUUUUGCAUUAGAGAACUGAUUAAGAUAUUCUGAUCUUUUCUUUCUGUGUUUUGAGUUGUGACCCUGAUUUCACCUCAUAAAUAUCCUGCACUAUUAAUUCCUGCUUCUGUUCUGUGGAUGCGUAUCAAACACUCAGCUGUGUGUUUUGAUGUCCUCUCACUGUUACUUCCUUCUUUUGCUGCCUUUACUGAGCAUCGAGAGAGACAAUGGUACUGAACUGUCCUGGUCUUACUGUGUAGAGUGGGGACUCCAUUUCCCAGCAGCCAAUGGGGAGUAUCAGUCUCCCAUCAACUUGAACUCCAGGGAGGCCCAGUAUGACCCGUCCCUCCUGGAUGUCAGCUUGUCACCAAACUACUUGGUGUGCCGUGAGUGUGAGGUCAUCAACGACGGACACACCGUGCGCAUCCUCCUCAAGUCCAAGUCAGUGGUUACCGGGGGUCCGUUGCCUAGCGACCACGAGUAUGAGCUUCACGAAGUUCGAUUCCACUGGGGCAAAGAGAACCAGAGGGGAUCAGAGCACACUGUCAACUUCAAGGCUUUCCCUAUGGAGCUCCAUCUGAUUCACUGGAACAGCACCUUGUUCAACACGCUGGAGGACGCGCUGGCCAAGAAGAACGGCGUCCUCAUCAUCGCUCUCUUUGUGCAGAUCGGGAAGGAGCACCUGGGGCUGAAGGCCGUCACUGAGGUUCUACAGGACCUGCAGUACAAGGGGAAGAGCAAGACGAUCCCGUGCUUCAACCCCAACACUCUGUUACCUGACCCGCUGCUGAGAGACUACUGGGUGUACGAGGGCUCUCUGACCACGCCUCCCUGCAGCGAAAACGUGACCUGGAUCCUCUACCGCUACCCUUUAACCAUCUCACAGCUUCAGGUACAAGAGUGGAGCCCGUUGACAGACGUGUGCUCUAUCGAGGAGUUCCGCAGGCUGCGGUCUCACGUCAAAGGGGCGGAGCUUCCGGAGGGCAACGAUGGGAUGCUGGGGGACAACUUCCGUCCCACGCAGCCACUCAGUGACCGGACGGUUCGCGCCGCCUUCCAGUGACUUCCAGUUGCACUCAGACGAACGAUGGGACCUACAGAUACAAGUACCUGAGAAGAAGAGAGAGAGGAAGUGUGGGGGGCGAGGAACGGAAGUGAAGCUCAAACUCCUGCACCUUCGACGCGUCGGUAGCGCAACAAACGGCCAUGAAUGACACACCUUCACCUCCCCACGUGCUUCUGUUCGUGUGUUGUGUUCAGGUUCCCCACGACGUCCCUGUCUCCCCCGUCCUUACUGCAUAUAUGUACCCAUUCCACAGCCCAUUCUUUUGUUUUGCGCUAACCUGCUAGGUAGGUUAAGCAUGCCUUGAAUCUUACAACACCUGGAGUCAGUUUAAUGUGUGCGAGUCGUGAGAGAACACACCACAUGAAACCUUCACAGCCUGCACAUGAGUAUAAACAGGAGCUCAGGACAGAUGAGUUUGCAUUGAUGAAGAAUUUGGAUUUUCAUCCACUACCAAGAAUUAUUAUUUAUUUUUAAGGAGCUCAAACAUUGCUGAGGUUAUACUGCUGAUACUGAACACUCUUCAAACCUCAUUGGCUUAUGAUGGUCUAUGGUUCACUCAGCUCCAAUUUAUUUUUUUUAGUAUUUCUGACCUGAAUUGGACAAACUCACUCCAACACGUCCUUUCUUGCUAACUCGUCACUUUCACUCACUUUGUUUGUACAUGUAAUGCAAAGACAUGAAAGACCACCAAGAUUUGCACAUUAAGUGUGCAAACGGGGUUGGACUCAAACACUAGCUCAGACGCGUUUUGACAAGUCUCUGUCAUGUGCUGCUCGAUGUGGGAACAACCUUCUUGUGCUAAUUCAAUCGAUAGCAUCCUGUUGUAUCUUCAUUCAAACUAUGUAAACAUCCAAACUCAGCUUAGUGUACUUGCUGCAUAUCACCACUGAUAUUAAUACUAAGUUCAUCAUCAUCAUCAUCAUCAUCAUCAUCAUCAUCAUCAUCAUCAUCAUCAUAUAGUGGGCUAUGGCAGUGUGUGUUUCCUGUGUGUCUGACUAACUGCUGAAAUAAACUGUGACUACCUGUUACUUUAAAACACCAAUAAACUACAGCAAGUGUAACCAUG
This is a messenger RNA of Betta splendens (Siamese fighting fish), 3215 nucleotides long. RefSeq names its product carbonic anhydrase VIII (gene ca8). The record is from RefSeq and is a predicted model, not a curated record. The transcript is spliced from 11 exons. NCBI's taxonomy places the organism in Eukaryota, Metazoa, Chordata, Actinopteri, Anabantiformes, Osphronemidae. Bases 1253 to 2146 code for a protein of 297 amino acids. Gene Ontology annotation, molecular function: carbonate dehydratase activity; zinc ion binding.